AUGCAAAAGUACCAGCUCUUGUGCAUUCUUUUCGUUGCUUUCGGCUCCAUAUUCUAUGGCUACGACUCUGGUUGUACGACAUCGGUCCUUGGAUAUUCGUCGUUUAUCGAGUACUUUAACCUCGAUGCUACAACCAUUGGAGCUUUCGGAUCAGCUUAUUAUGGAGGCGGAGCCGUUGGUUGUUUCCUCAAUUACUAUUUGCCCGACAAAUUUGGGCGGCUGCGGACAAUCCAAAUAUCCUGCGUUCUUGCUUUGAUCGGCUCUGCCAUGCAGGCCGGAGCGACGAACUUCCCCGUAUUCUGUGCAGGCCGUGUCCUUGGUGGUAUUGCAAACGGCAUUGUCUUCUCAGUUUGUCCUACCUACGCGAGCGAGAUCGCUACUCCAGAGAUUAGAGGCCGGGUUGGCUCACUGUAUGCUUUCAACGUUAACUUCGCCUAUAUGCUCACAGAAUGGAUGGGUCUCGGCUUUUAUUACAUCAAAGGCAAUGCCGCAUGGCGGACUCUUUUAGGAAUCCAGCUUGUACCGGCCGCUUUCAUGUUGAUCGCUUCAUUCUGGAUGCCUUUCUCUCCACGAUGGCUCAUCAUGAAGGGGCGAGAGGAUGAAGCACUGGAAGUGCUUAGGAAGCUUCAUGCCGGUGUCGAGGGACAUGAAGAGGACUUCUACAUCAAGGAGUUCCACCAGAUUAAGUCCCAGUACCAAAUCGAAAAAGCCAACCAGCUCGGCCUUGUUGCAAUCUUCAAGAAGAAAUCAUACCGGAAACGCAUGUAUCUCAUCUUGACCUUUGUGGCGUUCUGCCAGUUCACAGGAAUUAUCCCGCUUCAGAACUACCAGGUCACAAUCUACACCAAGCUCGGCUUCACCAAUGUCUUCAGUCUUGUCUUGACAGGUAUCUGGGGCACAUUAGGCUGCUUAUCUACAAUUACCGCAAGUCAAAUCGUCGACAGGAUGGGUCGACGACAUCUGAUGUUUGUUUCCUACAGUUUCAUGAUUCCAGGUGGCAUCCUACUCGUGGCUUUAUGGGCAAGUUUCGAACACACAAACAGUAGCAACUACGCGUUAGGCAAAGCUGUCAUCUUUGGCAUGUUCUUUUACGGUUUCGGAUACGGCGGUUUCAUGAACACCUUCUUCCCAACCUACUGCACUGAGGUCAUGCCCACCAACAUCCGCGCCACGGGUACAGCUUCCGGCUACGCUCUCUUCAAUCUCAUCGUCAUCAUGCUGGUUCAGGUGACGCCCAUGGCCAUCGAGGCCAUCAGUUGGAAGUACUUUAUGAUCUUCGUCAUCUGUGACGUCAUCUUCAUUGUCAUUUUCAUCAUAUUCUACCCCGAGACAAAGAAUAAGACAUUGGAGGAAAUCAGUGCGAUUUUUGGCGACGAGGUCGCCGAGACGCUCGAAGAGGCUGGGCAGCACGUUGACGAAGUUCUGCACGAGCACGAAAAAAGCGUCCAGCAUAUCGAUGAAGUCCCGGCAAAGCUUGCGUAA
Messenger RNA from Cladophialophora psammophila CBS 110553, 1482 nucleotides. RefSeq lists its product as uncharacterized. The record is from RefSeq and is a predicted model, not a curated record. The coding region runs from base 1 to 1482 and encodes 493 amino acids. Gene Ontology annotation, cellular component: membrane. The transcript has 4 exons. Gene Ontology annotation, biological process: carbohydrate transport; transmembrane transport. Lineage: Eukaryota; Fungi; Ascomycota; Eurotiomycetes; Chaetothyriales; Herpotrichiellaceae. Gene Ontology annotation, molecular function: carbohydrate:proton symporter activity.